Molecule: messenger RNA, 1813 nt
Organism: Rhododendron vialii
Lineage: Eukaryota; Viridiplantae; Streptophyta; Magnoliopsida; Ericales; Ericaceae
Exons: 6
Coding region: 227-1570 (447 amino acids)
Source: RefSeq, a predicted model, not a curated record
CAAUUGGUUGAUCAUCUCUCUCUCUCUCUCUCUCUCUCUCUCUCUCUCUCUCUGGAAAAUAGGAAAAGGAGGAGAGUUCGUUACAUCGACGUGAUUCAGAUGUCCACGCGUAUAUCUCUCACUCCCCUCUCUCUCUUCUUCGCUCGAAAUUAAUCACCGUUGGCGGUGGCGGUGGCGUUGCGGUGGUUGGUUGACUCUUACGCCUCUGUUUUUGCUGUGGUGGAUAAUGGCGUAUAGAAGAAGGCAUGGAAUAACGAGGGCGUCAACUUUCAAAGAGGAGAUUCAUCACCAACCAGAUCAUGACAACAACAACAACGACUCAUCUUCGAAUCCAUCAUCUUCAUCAUCUCUGGCCGCUCAGGCCAUCAGAGCCUCCGCCGCCCAUCGUGAUUCCUCCUCUCUCUCCUCCGCUUACGCCCACUCUUCUUUCCACUCCUCUUUCCACCAUAGAUCCAAGGACGUUUCUACAAAUGAGUACACAUCGCUGCAAAGUUUACAUGAAACUAAAGGAUUUUGGGGUGUUCUAGCUCAGAAAGCUAAAGCAAUCCUCGAGGAGGAUAAUAUCUCCCAACAAUUCGAAGAACCUACUGGAGUGAGGACACAGAUGCCUGAUGCUGCAGGUGGCCAGUUCUAUGAGCCAUAUCAGUCACUUGAGAGCUCAAGGAAAGUGGACAAUCCUAGAUUGAGGAAGGGAUUGGAUGCACUCACAUCUUCCCUAAAUCACAUUGGUGACACCAUUGGAAAUGCAUUGGAGGAAGGACGAUCAAUAGUGGAGCAUAAAACUGCAGACAUCAUCCAAGAAACCCGGAAACUGCAAAAUAGGAGAAAAGGAAGCAGUUCAGAGGAGCAGAAUCAAAUCCAUGGAGCAUAUAAUCCAUGGAACCAACCUUCAGUGCAAUCUUCUGAACCACAGAUGCAAACCAACCAAGAGACUCAGCUCAAGGCAUCUCGCGAUGUGGCAAUGGCAACAGCUGCCAAAGCAAAACUCCUUCUGCGUGAGCUAAAAACUGUUAAAGCCGAUCUGGCAUUUGCUAAGGAGCGAUGUUCUCAGCUGGAAGAAGAAAAUAGAAUCCUUAGAGAGGCUCGUGACAAGGGAGACUAUCCAGCAGAUGACGAUAUGAUACGCCUUCAACUUGAGACCCUUUUGGCUGAGAAGGCUCGUUUGGCACAUGAGAACUCUGUAUACGCUCGUGAGAACCGCUUCUUGAGGGAAAUUGUGGAAUACCACCAACUUACCAUGCAGGACGUUGUGUAUUUAGACGAGGGAAUUGAGGAGGUUACAGAAGUUUAUCCCAUCCCUGCAGUCUCCAGGAUGCUUUCUGUUUCCCCACCCUCGCCUGCGUCCCCUCGCUCACCUGCUGAGAUUCCCCAAAUUAUUACCCCUUCAUUGAAGAAGCAAACAAGUUCUGCACCCAACCAACCACAUGCGACCACAGAUGUCCAUCAGAUUGAGGCACCACCGAGUCCUGAUAGUCUAAUGGAUGGUCCUCGGACUGAGGCACAACCGAUUUCCAGCAGUCUAAUUUCCACUGCACAUGAUUCAACAAGGCAUGCAGAUGCUUCCUCCUAGAAAAUUUAUUCGAAAUUACUUUUUGUCCAAGGUUUGUGUAAAAUUCGUGCAUUUUUUUUUAUUAAAUUGCUUUCUUUCCUGUAUUGGGGAGAAGUUGGAGAGAAGGGGAGAGGAAGAGAUUUUUUUUUUAUUAAAUUUAUUCUUUCUUUUAUUCUUUAUGUAACUGUGUAUCUUAGAAUCUUGGUUUUGUUAUUACACAAAAACAUGAAGCCCAUUUCCUUAAUGAUAAUCGCAGUUGUCCUA